AGAGGCGUUCUAUACUCUGUCCUCACACAAGCAUAAUUUCCCCCAUUGUCUGUAGUUUAGGGUAUUGCUUGGCAGUAAACGAUAUGCCAAAGGCACGUGCCUUAACUUAUAACCCGUCUGUUGGUAGUCCGUGUGUGCAUUCAUAUCAGUCAGUACACUCGCACGUUUCUCUACAUCAUCCAGAUGCUGCCUUGGGCAACACUGCGUCCCUUUUUCUACACAGUCGACCUGCUCCUGCUAAAGAAGGACGAGAGGCAUCCUCGGGAGUUUUAUACGCGGUAAAAUGGACGAGAAAUACUGGAGAAUAGACACUAAACAGAAGUAACCCAGGAGAUGUGCACAGCAGUCAUGUUGUUUUCUUAGAGUGUUGUGAAGGUGCAGUAUCUGGUGCAAAAAUGACUGUCUGCGAUAAUCCAUCUAGAACUCUGAGCAGCAGCAUCGGUCGCGGCGAUGUAUGCCGUGACGUUGUCAUGCCAAUCAACAAGACAGUAUAGUCGUAGCAUGCACCACACCUUGCUAUAUACGUGCCCCUCGCCAUACGGACGGCUGUGUGUACAGCAACCAAACUCAUUUACUCAGCAUUUACGUCACAGGACAACCCUACGAUAUAUCAACGCGCGUUGGACAGGCUAGCUAGACGUCACAGGGCUGACUAACAGCGGCUCGUACUGGACAAAAUACGGCCCGAAUUCGCUGGCUGUUUGUUGCAUACGAUUUGCUCUGUGCCUCACCCUAAACAAGAUGGGCUGUACUAUGAGUGCGGAAGAUCGGGAGGCCGCCGAGAAAAGCCGGCAAAUUGACAAGACUCUAAAAGAUGACGGGUUGCAAGCAGCCAAGGAUGUUAAGCUACUACUACUGGGUGCCGGGGAAUCGGGGAAAAGCACAAUCGUCAAACAAAUGAAAAUUAUUCACGAAGAAGGAUUUAGUGAUGAAGACGCCAAGGUGUUCAGACCGGUCGUAUUCAGCAACACGUUGCAGUCAAUGGUAUCAAUAGUCAGAGCCAUGGAGAAACUGGAAAUAUCCUAUGGAGAUCCAGCGAGAGAGGAUGAUUGUAAGAUGGUGCUGGACAUCGUAAGCAAGAUGUUAGAUUCUGAACCCUACUCCUCCCCCCUGCUAGGCGCCUUAAAAAGACUCUGGGUCGACCAUGGUAUAAAGGAAUGCUUCAAUCGAUCAAGAGAAUAUCAACUGAAUGAUUCUGCUAAAUACUUUUUAGACAGUUUGGACCGUAUCGGUUCGGACGACUACCUGCCUAACGAACAAGACAUUCUACGGACGCGAGUCAAGACAACGGGCAUCGUUGAAACACACUUCACCUUCAAAAAUUUACACUUCAGGCUAUUUGACGUUGGGGGUCAGAGGUCAGAAAGGAAAAAGUGGAUACACUGUUUUGAAGAUGUCACAGCAAUCAUAUUCUGUGUAGCAUUAAGUGGGUAUGACCAACGGUUGCUAGAAGACGACACAACGAAUCGGAUGCAUGAAAGCCUUAAACUUUUCGACUCAAUCUGCAACAAUAAAUGGUUUACUGACACGUCAAUCAUCCUCUUCCUCAACAAGAAAGAUCUAUUUGAGGACAAGAUUGAGAAAUCUCCUCUCUCCAUUUGUUUCCCAGAGUACACAGGUGAGAAUGAAUACUUAGCGGCAGUCAUGUACAUCCAGUCCCAAUUUGAAGCACUUAACAAGAGUAGCAACAAGGAAAUAUAUACACACAUGACGUGUGCUACGGACACUACCAAUAUUCAGUUUGUAUUUGAUGCCGUCACAGAUACCAUCAUAGCAAACAACUUGCGAGGAUGCGGCUUGUACUGAGGGCCUUUCUGGGCCUCCGUAUACAAACGCUGUAUAUAAAGUUGUACAUUGGGCAUUUGAGGAUAAUAAUGGUCCGUUCGCUACAUACGGCGGGAGAACAAGCCUUUGUGCCGAUGUCGGUUGGGGUUGCGAGUCUGUUACGUCACGCGGGAAAUAAACGCUAAAAAAGUGGCGUUGACAAAUGCCCGAUUGCCUGAUUGCCUGUGCGUGUGAAACGCAUGGGAGAAUCCACGCAAGUAACCAGUGAGGUGGGCAGAAUAUCAAGAUCUUCUGCUGUUUUGGAAACUGAAGUUUGUGGACAUCAAUUCUAAGUUGGGAGUGAAGAUGGUUGGAGUUUAUUUGGCAGUUGCCAACUUCAGGAUUUUCACUUACUAACAGCGAGAGAGAGACAAUAAUCGACGCAGACGUGGAAUAAACGGGGACACAACCAGGUGACAGAUAUUUUAAAAACUAAAUUUUCCCGCCUUCGGUACUCGUUGUGACUAUUUAAAACAAAACUGUUUCAUUAAGAAAAAAUGUGAACUGUGUAGUAACUAUUACAUUUGAUAUACUGAUGAAUAUUUGGAUGCCAAUAACCACUCUUCUUGCAGCAAGUUGUUUAUUUUAAAAUUCAUUUUGCAUGUAAUCAUGUAUUGUGCCGUUCGUAUUACGACAAUCUGUUGCUAACUUCAAUGCAAGGUUAUCCCAAACUGUGGUUAGUGAUUAUAAGAUGGUCUACUUUACCAAAUUUGUAUAAAAAUCGAGGACAUUAUUGUAGGUUUUGAUUAUAGCCACAGGCUUUCAUGCAUUUUGCAAACAAUAGCAAAGAAAUCAGGUAUUUCAAACCACGACAAUGAGACUCUGACAAAUUUGUAUUAUUGAAGAAGAAAAAAAUUGCUUUUUUGAAAAAAUACAUUAAAUGAAUUCCCUGUUAUAUUUUCAAAUGACGUGUAAAGUAACCUAAUCAGUUGACCAACGUAACGUAUAUUGUUGACAGGAUACCUGCCUUACGUCUGAGGACCACCGAACACGGGCACCAGGCGAGUCGGUUUAGAAACCACUUUAUAUAGUUUCGUGGCAUUAUACUUGUAUACUUUUGUGAAUUUUUUUUAGUGAUUUUUGUUGUCACCUUCAGGUGUUUUUAGGCCACAAAAUCUUUAGUAUCACGUCUGUUUAGUGCACAGUAAAUGGCGACAUUUGGCAAGAAACAUUUGAACAUUGCAUUGCAACGUUAAGCAUGGAUACCAUGUAGGGAAUUCAGUUAUUCUGAAAACUGCCCACAUUGCAAUUCUUUUCAAGACACCGGACACUAUUGGUAGUUGUCAUAGACAAGUCUUCCUAUUUGGUGUAUCUCAACAUAUGCAUAAAAUAA
Messenger RNA from Asterias rubens (European starfish), 3157 nucleotides. Its product is annotated as guanine nucleotide-binding protein G(o) subunit alpha-like. The record is from RefSeq and is a predicted model, not a curated record. The coding region runs from base 742 to 1806 and encodes 354 amino acids. Gene Ontology annotation, cellular component: heterotrimeric G-protein complex. Gene Ontology annotation, biological process: G protein-coupled dopamine receptor signaling pathway; adenylate cyclase-modulating G protein-coupled receptor signaling pathway. NCBI's taxonomy places the organism in Eukaryota, Metazoa, Echinodermata, Asteroidea, Forcipulatida, Asteriidae. The transcript is spliced from 8 exons. Gene Ontology annotation, molecular function: corticotropin-releasing hormone receptor 1 binding; G protein-coupled serotonin receptor binding; G-protein beta/gamma-subunit complex binding.